Molecule: messenger RNA, 1621 nt
Organism: Syngnathus acus (greater pipefish)
Lineage: Eukaryota; Metazoa; Chordata; Actinopteri; Syngnathiformes; Syngnathidae
Gene: pmpcb
Product: peptidase, mitochondrial processing subunit beta
Exons: 13
Coding region: 55-1500 (481 amino acids)
Cellular component (GO): mitochondrion
Molecular function (GO): metal ion binding; metalloendopeptidase activity
Source: RefSeq, a predicted model, not a curated record
ACGCGUUCAUCGGAUGUGACGUAAACUUCCGCUGACUCAGUCUGACAUAACAACAUGGCGGCCUCCAUACGUCUGUUCGCGUCUGCGGGGAAAUGUUUACUUCGCAGAUCGUUACUAGAGAGAAAUAACCUUAACAUAUUUACUCCUGGAGCCCACAGACUACUAACUACACAGGCUGCUCAGCAAGUAGCUUUAAAUGUCCCUGAAACUAAGGUGACCUCUUUGGAAAAUGGACUCCGUGUGGCUUCCGAGGACUCUGGGCUUUCCACGUGUACAGUUGGUCUGUGGAUUGACGCUGGCAGUCGUUACGAGAAUGAGAGAAAUAAUGGCACUGCUCAUUUUCUGGAGCACAUGGCAUUUAAGGGCACCAGGAAGCGAUCCCAGCUAGACCUGGAGUUAGAAAUUGAGAACAUGGGCGCUCACCUAAAUGCCUACACAUCCAGGGAGCAGACUGUGUACUAUGCCAAGGCCUUUUCCAAGGAUCUUCCGCGAGCUGUGGAGAUCCUGGCUGACAUCAUACAGAACAGCACGUUGGGCGAAGCGGAGAUCGAGCGGGAACGCGGGGUGAUCUUGCGGGAGAUGCAGGAAGUGGAGACCAAUUUACAGGAAGUGGUCUUCGAUUACCUCCACGCUACCGCUUACCAGUCCACAGCGCUGGGCAGGACCAUCCUGGGCCCCACCGAGAAUAUCAAGACGAUAAAUCGAGGAGAUCUGGUGGAGUACAUUACAAGCCACUACAAAGGUCCGAGAAUUGUGCUGGCUGCUGCUGGAGGUGUUGCCCACAACGAGCUGAUUGAUCUGGCAAAGUAUCACUUUGGAAAGCUUCUUGGCCGCUACGACAGCGACGCGCCGCCUGCCUGCCCCUUUACAGGAAGUGAGAUUCGCGUGCGUGACGACAAGAUGCCGCUGGCUCACAUCGCCGUCGCCGUGGAGGCGGUGGGAUGGUCUCACCCCGACACCAUCCCGCUCAUGGUGGCCAACACACUUAUUGGGAACUGGGACCGCUCAUUUGGCGGGGGAGUUAACCUUUCCAGUAAGCUGGCCCAGAUGGCGUGUCAGGGGAAUCUGUGCCACAGCUUCCAGUCGUUCAACACCUGCUAUACCGACACGGGCUUGUGGGGACUCUACAUGGUGUGUGAGCCCGCCACCAUCAAGGACAUGAUGCACUUCACGCAGAAAGAAUGGAUGUCGCUUUGCACCAGCGUAAGCGAAGGCGAAGUGGCACGGGCAAAGAACCUCCUCAAGACAAACAUGUUGCUGCAUCUCGAUGGCUCCACUCCAAUCUGCGAGGACAUCGGCAGACAGAUGUUGUGCUACAGCCGCAGGAUCCCUUUUCAUGAGCUGGAGACCCGAAUUGACGCCAUCGAUGCCACCACCAUCAAGGACGUGUGCGCCAAAUAUAUCUUCAACAAAGCUCCAGCCAUUGCCGCUGUCGGUCCCAUUGAGCAGCUUCCUGACUACAACCAGAUCCACAGCGGAAUGGUCUGGAUGAGGAACUAAGCAGUCACACUCAAAUGUAGACAAAGGCAACACUGUAUUUAAUUUUUUUUUUCUUUUAAUUCUUUUCGUAUAAAACAAAGAAGACAAACACAUUACGGUCAUAAUAAUGAUGUCAACCUUG